CUUACGCUCCAGCCGCCCCCGCUUAUAGUGCCCCACCUGCUUACAGUGCACCAAAAGCUUACGCCCCAGCUGCCCCCGCUUAUAGUGCCCCACCUUCAUACAGCGCACCUAAAGCACCAGCCUACCAUGCCGCCAGCUACGCAGCCCCGCCAGCCUACCAUGCUGCCAGUUACUCUGCUCCAAAAGCAUACGCAAAACCUUCUUAUAGCUCUGGUUAUAAUUCUCGUGGCUACCGACAGGUUAGAUCUGCUUCUUAUGGACAAGCAUAUCCACCAUCAGCACCAGCCUAUUCGCCAAAACCAGCAUACCACGAAAAAUCAUAUGCACCAGCAGCUCCACCAAAGGUGUACUCAUAUGAAGUACCAGCUCCAAAAGUAAGCUGUGGCCAACAAUUGCUCAUUGGAUGUCAACCAUCUAUUCAGACCGUUAGCUGUUCUGCACCACCAGCACCGAAAGCACCUGCGUACUCGCCGCCAAAAGCAUAUAGCGCACCCCCAGCAGCACCUCCAUCAUACUCACCACCAGCUGCCCCAGCUUAUUCUCCACCAAAGGCUUAUUCAGCGCCGCCACCAAGUGAGCCAGCCUAUCCAGCACCAGCGCCAUCCUCGAACUACGCAUCGCCUCCUUCAUAUCCAUCCCCUCCUCCUCCGGCAUACAAAAAGUCCUAUUAA
This is a messenger RNA of Contarinia nasturtii (swede midge), 671 nucleotides long. RefSeq names its product extensin-like. The annotation marks the transcript as partial. The transcript is spliced from 8 exons. NCBI's taxonomy places the organism in Eukaryota, Metazoa, Arthropoda, Insecta, Diptera, Cecidomyiidae. The record is from RefSeq and is a predicted model, not a curated record.